Chelonia mydas (Green sea turtle) is the source of this 9400-nucleotide messenger RNA. It is a transcript of the gene DPY19L4, whose product is annotated as dpy-19 like 4. The transcript is spliced from 19 exons. The coding region runs from base 1390 to 3489 and encodes 699 amino acids. The record is from RefSeq and is a predicted model, not a curated record. Gene Ontology annotation, molecular function: mannosyltransferase activity. Lineage: Eukaryota; Metazoa; Chordata; Testudines; Cheloniidae. Gene Ontology annotation, cellular component: nuclear inner membrane.
GGCCGUUGGAGGGGCGGGGUGGGGUUGCCCCGGUGAUGUCGGUCACAGGCGAUUGUGGAAACGGCAGCGGAGCCGGUCGUGUCGCGUUCGAUGGCAGGAGCAGGGUGUGAACGGGCGCCCCGGGUUGCUGCUCCGGGCUCGUCUUCGUGUGUCUUCAAACAUACGCGUUUAACUAAAUAUCACAAGGCUUUUAAGUGGCUCCAUGAGCCUGCACCCUUGUUUCGUUUUGCACCGAUUGGAGGAUCUCCUCGUCACCCUGCCUUGUGUGAAGACAAAGCUAAACUUCGCGUUCGUCAAAGUUUGUUGCCUACAGACCACUUGUUGCUUUACUAAUUGCUAAUCUGGGCAGCUGUCUUCACUCCUGUGUAUUCUGCAGUGGCUUACUGAUCACAAAUCCACCUACUCCAUGCUAUUUUUCUUUUACUCUAAACCACACUAGAUGAAACAAUGGUAAUGCUUUCAAUUAUUGGAUUUCUACAAGUUCUGUAAAUGGGAAAUUUCUAUAAUUGCAAAUACUGAUUUUAUGGAAAAAAAACCUGUGGCACUUUUGGAGCCAGAGAACAAUGAUACCAUAUCCAGAUGUUCCUAAAUUGGGAUGAGUUUUAUGUUAGAAACAUGGGACUAUUCUUGUCAGGAUGCUGCCAUUUUAAAAACAAAAUAAAUUUACUACUGUAGUUGAAGGAUUACUGUACUUGAAAGACUAGAGAGAAAAAUAUCUUUUUCAAUUUAUUUUGUGUUUUGAAAUCACUCUGUGUAUGGUCAGUUUUCCCUUGUUGCUUAUGUAGGUAUAACCCUUCUUCUCACCCCCAAAAAUAAAAGAACCAGAAAAAUCUUGUAAAAUCACAGAAGUUGGUAGGGAGUUUUAAGCGUUGUGCUGGCUCCUGAAACUACUGUUGAAAUCUAGUCAGUUUCAUAAGAUGCCUUAAGUUGACAUUGUCCUCUUGUAAGUUAUUUUAGCUUCUACAGAAACACUUCAUCGUCCCAAUCCUGCAACUGGACCUGGAUGGGUGAACCCGUAAAAUCUAUGGCCCUCCAAGUGAACACGAGCGUCCAACACAGAGAUCUAAUUGCAUAUAAUUUCAUAGUUUUUAGGAUAAACCAGAAAACCUUGAUGAUUACUGUCUGCUGGUCAUUGCUGUUGCAUGAAAGUAUCCAAAAAUGCAUUGUUUUGGUACGUGGUGCUGAAUAUCCAGAACUUUUUAUACAGUUGUCAAAUCUGUAAUCUCAGCAUUGCACAUGUAAAAAGAUCAAAUAAUUCUGAACUAUAAAUGAAUUUAACCCAACAUCAUUUUAUAAACAAUUAAAGUGAAGCCUUCUUGAUAUGCCUGUGCAGAGAGGGCAGAAGACCUGCGACAAAGAAAGAAGCAAAAUUGCACAGAAACUGACAAAAUGGCUCCAGAUGAGAGGAACAAAGAAAACCCAAACCUGGGAAGAUCGCCAAAAUAUGUCUUAUUUCAACGUUUUGCAAAGCUUUUCUUUGGCUGUGUCGCAGCUAUCACUAGUGGGAUGAUGUAUGCUGUGUACCUCUCAACAUACCAUGAACGGAAAUUCUGGUUUUCCAGCAGGCAGGAACUUGAACGAGAAAUUACAUUUCAGGGUGACAGUGCCAUUUAUUACUCAUUUUAUAAAGAACUGCUAAAGGCUCCUUCCUUUGAAAGAGGUGUUUAUGAGCUGACACACAACAAUAAAACUGUAUCGCUGAGGACUAUAAAUGCAGUGCAGCAAAUGACAUUGUAUCCAGAGUUGAUUGCCAGUGUUUUAUAUCAAGCAUCUGGUAGCGAAGAGGUUAUCGAGCCAGUGUAUUUCUACAUUGGUAUUGUUUUUGGACUGCAGGGAAUUUAUAUGGCUGCAUUGUUUGUAACCAGUUGGGUUAUGAGUGGGACUUGGUUGGCAGGAAUGCUGACCGUAGCAUGGUUCAUUAUUAACAGGACAGAUACAACAAGAAUCGACCACUCCAUUCCUUUAAGGGAAAACUGGGCAUUGCCAUAUUUUGCAUGUCAAGUUGCAGCUCUUACAGGCUAUUUAAAAAACAACAUAAAUUCUUCUGCUGAGAGGUUUUGCUACCUUUUGGUGAGUGCUUCAACAUAUACUUUCAUGAUGAUGUGGGAGUACAGUCACUAUCUGCUGUUUGUCCAGGCUGUCUCUCUCGUCCUGCUGGACAGCUUUGCCCUUGUGCAGACAGAUAAGGUGCAUGAAGUGUACAAAAUCUAUCUGUUCUCCCUCUUCCUGGGAUAUCUCUUACAGUUUGAAAAUCCAGCUUUAUUAGUAUCUCCAUUACUAAGCCUCGUAGCAGCUUUAAUGCUCUCUAAAUGCCUUCAGGUGAAUAUGAAAAAGGGCACAUUUAUUUCAAGGAUGCUAAAAAUAAUGUACUUUUACUUGGUAUUUACGAUAACAGUGACAAUGAAUUUCUUACUGAAGACAUUUGUUCCUCAUAAAGAAAAUGAGCAUGUGUUGAAGUUCCUUGAAGUAAAAUUUGGAUUAAACACAACUAAGAACUUUACAGUGAACUGGCUUCUUUGUCAAGAAUCCCUUCAGACACCAUCUCAAGACUUUUUUUUGCGACUAACUCAGUCAUCUCUAUUGCCUUUUUAUAUUUUAGUAUUAAUUAUCUGCCUUUCUUCUGUAACUCAAGUCAUUUUUAGGAGAAUUGGUGGUGAACCACUCAAAGAAAAAGUUACACUUGACGAUGGCCGAAUUGGAGAAAGGCCAGAGAUUGCUUAUCAUGUAAUCCACACAAUAUUAAUGGGUUGUCUUGCAAUGAUGUUGGAAGGCAUGAAGUACUUGUGGACUCCCUAUAUGUGUAUGCUUGCUGCAUUUGGUGUAUGCUCCCCUGAGCUUUGGAUGACACUUUUCAAGUGGCUUCGACUGAGAGCUGUACACCCAAUAUUGCUGGCUCUCAUUCUGAGUAUGGCAGUUCCAAGUAUAAUAGGUUUCAGCUUGUGGAAAGAGUAUUUUCCUAGGAUAAUGACAGAGCUUUCAGAACUGCAAGAAUUUUAUGACUCAGAUACAGUAGAACUCAUGAUGUGGGUCAAAAGACAGGCUCCUGUUGCUGCUGUGUUUGCUGGAAGUCCACAGCUAAUGGGUAUGAUUAAGCUGUGUACUGGAUGGAUGGUGACAAGUCUACCUUUAUAUGAUGAUGUUGAUCUUCUACAAAGAAAUGAGAAUGUUUAUCAGAUCUAUUCAAAAAGGUCUGCCGAGGAUAUUUAUAAGAUACUCACAUCCUACAAAGCCACCUACCUAAUUAUAGAGGAUUCAAUUUGCAAUGAGGUUGGAUCUGUGAAAGGAUGUAGGGUUAAAGACUUAUUGGAUAUUGCUAAUGGCCAUGUGGUUUGUGACGAAGGUGACAGUUAUGCCUACUCUAAAUAUGGACGAUUUUGUCACGAGAUCAAAAUGAACUAUUCUCCAUAUGUGAAUUAUUUUACUCGGGUAUACUGGAACAGAUCCUACUUUGUGUAUAAAAUCAACACUGUGAUAUCCUUCCAAUCUUGAAAAAUCAUGGAGACUUCUUUUUGAAGAUUGACCAUGUAUGGAAUUAAUAGGAGUUCCUAUUUUAAAAGUGGCUUUUUUACAGAUCGAAGUGGGAGCAUGCAGAAUGCUUAUUCUGUUAGUUUACCAAACUGGAACUCUGGACUACAGCUCAACAAGCAAGAGUACCACCCUCUAAGGAAAUGUGAGCACUAAUCAAUUUUACAGUCUACAAAGUGUGACCAUCUUCCAUAAUUCUUACAUUUGUCUUUCCAGUUUUUCCUAUUUUGAAUCAUCCUAAUUUUCAUGGAAAUAAAAUGUCUAACUUAAAUAUUACAACAAAUAAUUAAAUAACUUUUAGAUGGACCUAUUUUGGAAAAUACAGAAAAAUUACAUUCAGACAUUUGGGGAUGAUUUAAAUUCAAGUUGUUAUACAGCUUUCAUUUUCUAGCAUUUGAAACCAUCAAAGUGUCCCAAGUAAGAGUCCCUGCAAAUAGUUUGAUUUUCUGUUAAUAGGACUGUCUUUAACUAUGUGCAUUACUAUUACACACACACACACAUUCAAACAUUUUCUGGGUGUAGGUGUAACAUUUUUGUAUGAGCUAAAUCCUGAAGAUUUUAUUUAGGCAAAACACCCAUAAAUUUGACUUCAAUGCACGGACAAAGGUGUCCACCUACAUGGACAAGUUGGCAGGAUUAGGAUUUUAGUUUGGACUGAGCAGGUCUUUGGGAUUUGUCCACAUUAGAUAAUAUAUACUUAUUCAUUUUAAUAGAUAUUAUGUAGUUAGUCUUGGUAAAAUACGGCCACAAUUUUAUUUAAAACCCCCACACACAACGAAGUCAUGUUAAAACAGUUGAUAACUAUUUUUUAAAUAUCUGCAUAUAAUGAAUUAAGAGUAUACUGUCAUGGUAUUUUUUCAAAAUUUUAGAAAAUAUUUUGCCUCCUAACUUUACUCCUUUCCCACAUCACUCUAGUCAGUUUUCUCAAUGAAUUCUCCAUUUAUGCAGUUUAUUUUGUUGCAACUUGCUGUGCUUCUGCUAUAAUAGAUGUUUGUUUGCCUCCUAUUUUUGGCCUGAUCUUGGAGUCCUGAAACAAAACACCGCAAAAGUAAGGGACAUCUUGCCUGAGGACUGCAAAACCAUUCCCGCUGUGUCUGCUGGAAAAAUGUAAAUCCAAAGAAUUCAACUUCUAUGAAGUGAGCAUAUACAGCAAGAAUAUGGUGCAGGGGUAUGCUUACCAUUUCCUCUGCACAUAGGUUUAUUUAUUGUUAUACUAACAGUGCUGCAUUAACAAACAACUCUGGAGGGAUCUUUUUUUCAAAAUUCUUUAUUGUUGCAAAUGUUGUCAUAUCUGUAGUCCAGUUUUCAUUUCUAGAUGUGCUAAUUUUUGAGACCUGAAAACCUUGACAAUGUUUUAAAUUAUCCACUUUAUUUGAAACCAUGACUCAGAUAAAUCCAUUAAACAAAAUAAUAAUGGGCUCAGUGAUCUGAAGGAAAAAUGGUUUUUAGUAUAAUUGAGUGACAGGGUACAGUAAGUAGCCUUAUAUCAGAUGUAGCCUUGACACAUCCAUUAUAUUAAGAAUGGGUGUGGGUGUUUGUGUGUAUUAUAUAUAAAGUCUACUCACAAUGUGCACUCUUUGUGUGUUUAUACACAUAUGCACUUGUGUAUACUGCACUGAACAUUUUUCAGACUUUUCAGUCACUACAGUAAACUAAUGUAUUAUCUUCAGCUACUGCAAGCUUGGGGAACCUUUUAGUGGUCUUUUCUGUAUGUGAUAGAAUGAACGUAGAUGUAUUUAAUAUUUUGAAAUAAUUGUAGAACUCCAGAUGCAGUUGGAGUUCAUUAUGAUUGACCGACUGUCAGGGAUGUCAUACUUAUGUCUCAUUCCUAGUAAACGCAUGAGCCUAAACAUUAAUGAAUUCCAUUUCAUAAUAGCAAUAAGGCAUUCCAGGUAGUGAAUUUCAGGGUGACUGUUGCACUCCUUGUUGGCUGAAGCCACUUAGCCAAUGGCCUCAUGCCUUAUAACAGCAUUCAAUGUGCAAUAUUUUAAUUACCCUGCAAUGGACUGCCUAUUGUGUUUUACUGCAGUGCUGUGUGUGUAUAGUACUUACUAGUACAUAGUGUGAAUACAUACACAUAGAAUACAUAUGUAUAGAAAAAUGCAGCUAACGGCCAUUCUACACAUCUGAAAAUAAAUCCCAGCUGUAGCACAUUGGCCUUUAUACAUUUGAAUAGACAUGUUAGCUCUUGUUUGAACCGUGAUAUAAUAUUAUUAAGUGUUGUCAUUCUUUUUAAGUAAUGAUGCUACUUCCGUUGAUUCUGCUUUAGGAGAAUCAAAAUUAGGAGGAUUUUUAAUGUGUUCAUUAUUUUUUAUAUAUAUAUAUUAGAAAAAAUUGUAUCACAGCAGCAUUGGGUUAUCAGGCUAAAGAAAACAGAAAAAGAAUCUCUUGUAACUAUGGGAAAAUGUAGCCAUUUGUAAUCCCUGUUAAAAGGCAAAAAUAUUUAAAUAAUUAACCUAAAAAUCAAAACUUUGGUUUGAACAUCCAAUCCAGUUGCUGACCUGCUUAUGAAGUAGCCAAAAAAAGUGUCAUCUACUAAAGGUCUAUUCUGUUUCCCACUUUUUGUGUAGAACACAGGUUCUAUGGUGUUCCCGGGAAGGAUUAAAUAGGGCUUUUCAUAUAAGUAAGCUGCAGUUAUGCCCUAACUUGCUUUCCAGCUUAGGUCACUAGCAUUACAAGCCUACUAAAUGAAUAAAAACUCAUGGUUGUGAGGGUGGGAGAACAUACUGAAAAAUCACAUCUGUUUUACUGUAGAAAUUGCGAUCCAUUUGAAAUAUGUGCCUUGAAAGCUUUAUUAAACAAAAUCUUUCAACUUGUGUUUAUUUUUGUGAAGAUUUUUAAUCCAUUUCCUCUGGUUUAUAGAGUUUCAAUUGUAUCUUAUUUUCAGCAGGAAAAGAUCCUAGCAACCUCCUUGAAAGGUGCUGCUGCUGUGAAUGGCACAGCUAGCGUCGUGCCAGCCAUUUUGUUCACAACCAUUGACUCCACCAGCCCAGAAAGACUGAUAAAUUUACAUGGCAAGUUGUUGUUUUUGUUCUGGCUUACUUCCUCCUUCCCCCUGUGAGCCCUCAAUGAACAAAAAUAUUAUCGGAAAAGGUUAUGGAAGAUUGAGCAAUAAAAUACUCCUAACCUUUCACUUUAGAUCUCUGGUUUCAGAUUUAGUCAGAUCACAAGUGAAAUGAGAUUGGUGAUCUCAGCCUAAAGCAUACUUAUCCAGACUGAGUCCAAACUACCACAUAAUUUGACACAAUUUUGCAUGACUGUCUAGAAGAAAUGUAGGACUGGAUUAGCAAGGGUGAAAGAGGUCAUGAUUAAGAUGCUUUGUCCAAACGAUGCAACACUCUCAUUAAUUAAUACAUUGAAAGAGCACUUUCACUUCCUCCAAAAUAAAUAAUAUUUUUUAGCUAACUGACAGCUGCCAUCCUUAGGAAACAAAAGCUAGUGUUACAAAGAACAAGUGUUUAAUAGACAUUUUAGGUUUUUCUAGUUACUCACAUUGUUGCAUAUUAAAAUAUAAAUAGUAAAUAUUUAGGGACCAAAUCUAGCUUGUCUUACUCAUGUAAUUAGUGUCCAGUCAAAUAUCCCUUUGGCUUCACAGGAAUAAAAACUUCAAGAUUAGGUCCUAGAUUUGUAAAUUUUCAGUGAACCACAUGUUGAUUACCAAUGUUAACUUUAUACAAUCCCUGUAUUUUGACCAAAACCGAUAUGUGUGUGCAGAUGCAUUUAGAGAGUUCUUCUAUCCUGCAAUCAUGUUUUGGAGACUUUAAAUGUGUAAUUAUUAUUACUAAUGGCAGUUAAACUGCUAAAUCCCCUUGUACUGAUAUGCAAAUAGAUUCCAAAGUACAUUGGAAUAAGGAUGUAGCAAAAAUUGAGCUUAUUUCAAUUCAAGUAGGCUUGGCAGGAUUGGAUUAUUGUGAUGGAUAAUAUAAAUAUUUAAGCAUUUUUUUUUAAAUUUUUAUCUAGUGAAAUGUUCACAGUUGUGAAAAAUUAUUGGUGGGUCAGACCAUUAUUUACUGACAGAUUUUAAGAUUCAAAAAGUUAAAUCUUUAACUGUUAAAACACAAAUUGUCAAAAUCAGAUAUCAAAAUGUUCACUGAAUACCCUUAAUCAAACUCUAAGUUCUUAGGCAAAGAAAGAAAAAUGCUACCUAUCUGUAAGUUUUCAAUUAUGGAUGGAAAUUUUUUUGUUGGUUUGUGUGUGUACAGUGAAGUCAAUGUUUACCUACAUUUACUGAUAAAAAUCUAAUCCUUCCAAGCCUAAAUACUGUACAAGCAAUAUUUCACUGAAAUAAUACCUCAUCUUUAAGCUGUUUAAUCAUGUGUUGAAUAUUCUUAAUACUGAAUUUUAGUAAAGUAGUGGAAGCUAAGGGAACAUGCAGUGCAUGUUUAUACAGUAACCAUUCUUUUUACGUUAUCAGUGCAGCCAAAUAUGUUUAAAGACUUUUCUGAACUGUUUAGUACCUUAAUUGCUGUUCAAAUGUGUUACUAGAACUGGUGAUAUUUUAGACAUCAGUACAAUUAAAUGCAUGUGUGAUUCUACUUUUGAAAGUGAUGAGAUUAUAAAGGUUUUUUUAUUUGAUGGGGAAAAGGGGUGCGUGCAGUGUAUUAUAUAAAAUUUAUCGUUGUACUUUGAGUACAGAAACAUCUUGCUGGCAAUGCUUUAUUUUUUCCUGUUGACACUUAUUGGUAGUGCAUGUGGCAUAAUUGACAUGUCCAAUCAUGUGCAAGUAUUUAAUGACAAAUCUAAAAGAAAUUGUACUGUCUGUCUUCUGGGACAGAUCGCUCUCAAUACAGUUGGUAUACCGUAACUAUUUUCUCCUAUGACAGACGUUUCAGCUUUGCAAAAGACUAAAUGCUAAAACUGAUGAAUAUGGAUCACUUGAGACAAACUUUUUACCUUUGCUUUUGAGACCUCAAAUAUUCUUUCAUAAGGAAAGAAGUUUCUUAGUUUAUGGUAAAAUAACCUGCUUGUUCUGUUACAGUAAGAAAAUUGUUUUUGUAUUUUUUGCUUACACAAUAACUUUCAAGUUGGUUAAAAGAUUGUGUAAAGUUCUUCAGAUAUUUCUGUCUUUUGGUGCAGAAUAAUAAUCACAAAGCACUUCAGCAAUAUCCAACCUCUUAAAGCUGGAUCCAUAUAUCACAGUGACCAUGACUAGCUGUUGAGAAACAUAUUGGUACAAACUAGACCAGCAAAAUAAAAGAUGUUUCAUGUCAAAUGAUGAGGUGGGAGGAAAAAAAUCUAAUUUUCUAGCUAAACACUCUCUUUUUUCAGGGAUAAAUAAAACUGGAAGGGAAUCACUAAACAAACUCAAAUACUUAACCAUAAAAUUUUGCAUCAACUAAUAUACUUACUCAUCUUGUGCAUGUGUUAUAUGUACAAGGAAGCAUUAAUAUAGUAGAUUCUUGCUAUUGUUAUGUUUAUAUGGUGCUGCUAGUACAAUUAGGGUUUUCAACUCAGAUUGUGGUUUGUAUCCAUUUACUGCAUGGUUAUGUGAAAUUUGGAAAUGACUUCAUUUUUAUCUGGGAUUUUUACAGUUGUUGGAAACAUUUGGUGGGAAAUUGUCAGGAAAAAGUUGAUAGACAGUAUGAUAUAUACUAAAAAUUGUAGUAAAUUGGAUUUGAUUGGAUCCUUGAAGCCCAAUUCUUAACAAUACUAUGUCUUAAUAAUUAGUUCAUCAAAAAUUUUCCCUUUAAAACUUUGCAGGAAAUAAGUCUCAUCUUAAAAUCAUAUUACUGAAUAUCUUAGAAUAUCCAAGGACAUGAAUGACUUUUUUCAAGCCGCAUAACAAAAUGAGCUUGUUUUAGCUGUGAUGAGAAUCAAGUCUAUUGUAAUCUUAAAGUAUGUCUGUAUACAUAUACACAUCUUUAUUUAAGACCAA